AUGUCCGUUGUAUUCCUUAGCACUGGGCCUCCGACGGUCUCCGCCGAGCAGCUUCGAGCGAUCGCGAAGUCGUACGACGUCGUAGUCGAUGCGCAUGAAGAAGAGCAUUAUCGGCAUCUCCUCAACGGGCUGGAUGCGACAUCCCAACUCGUCGAAGCGCUCCCAGCGUACACGGAUCCGCGUCUUCUCCCUGACUCGUCAACGCUGCCUCGCACAUACGAGAGACUUGCCGGCAAUGCGGAGAAAAACCCGCUGAAUACAUGGAGUCAUCGCACCAGCAUAACUGAUCCGAAGCCACUCGAUAAGCGGUUGGAGGGCAGGACGAUUGUAGUCAAGGACAAUGUAUCGAUAGCUGGGGUGCCGCUAACAGGUGGUACAUUCCCCGAGCUGUUAACGGGCAAGACAGAAUAUCCGAUUCCGCAGAUCGACGCCGUGGUCGUGAAGCGGGUACUCGAGAGCGGAGGUGUCCUGAAGGGCUCCGCAAACUGCGAACACUUCUCCAUGUCUCCCCUCUCCUUCACAUCCGCCAGCGGACCUGUGCAUAAUGUGUGGUUGAAAGGGUAUACCACGGGUGGGAGUUCUAGCGGAUGCGCUGCAACCGUUGCUGCGACACAAGCCCGCACCUGGAGGAAGAAGCAUGGCCUGCCGCCGAAUGAUGAAGAGCUGGGCGAAAGCGUGGACAUGGCGAUCGGCGGUGAUCAAGGUGGCUCCAUCAGGAUCCCCGCAGCGUAUGCUGGGAUAUAUGGGUUUAAGGCGACGCAUGGCCUCGUUCCCUACAGCGGCAUCAUUAGUCUGGUUCCAUUUAUAGACCACACGGGACCGAUGACGACCACGCUGGUGGACAACGCGUUGCUGCUCUCCGUGCUCGUGGGCUACGAUGGGAUGGAUCCUAGAUGCACACCAGAGACACCUCUUCGCGCCAACGUUCCGGACUAUUGUGGCCUGCUGGAAGCGUGGAAAGCGGAAAAGGAGUCAAACGGCGAGUGGACGCCUCAAGCCGCAGGGCGGGGGCUGCGGGUUGGUGUUCUCAAAGAGGGUCUUGAGGUCGUCGGCUUAUCAGACGAAGUGAAGGCGGUGAUCUCAGCCGCAAUCGCGCGGUUUAAAGCCGUGGGCGCGGAUGUCCAGGAAGUCUCCAUACCAAUGCACGUCCUCGGCCCGUCGAUCUGGACGGUCGUAACGCGGCCAUUCAUCACGUCGAAUGGCCUACAGAACCGAGCCACCCCUUUUUUAGGGUACGCCAUGCCCGAUAUUACGCCUCCCGUCUUCGACCAGAAAGCGUACGAGGUGCUCAACAAGCACAACCCGGCGGUCGUGAACAUGUUCUUCAACUCAGCGUUUAUGAAUGCGAAGCCGGACGCCAACCAGCAGUUAGCAAAGGCGAUGGGCCUUGUCCAGCAGCUGAGAGAUGUGUACGACGAAGCGCUGACGGACUUUGAUGUGUUGCUAACGCCUGUCAAUCCGAGAGUUGGGAGUAAGCAUCCGGAGUAUGCUAUGGAUGUCGAAAAGAAGAUGGAGCCGGCGAUUGGGGCUACGUUGAAUACGUGCCAGUUCAACGUCACAGGGCAUCCUGCGCUCUCGAUGCCCGCGGGUUGGGGUAAGGUGUCCGAUGGACCGGGAAUGCUGCCCGUCGGCAUGCAGCUGGUUGGGAAGAGGUUCGAUGAGAUGAGCAUCUUCAAGGCGGCAGCGGCUUGGGAGGUCGGUGGCAAGGGCCUGGACAGGUGGAAUGGGCAGUUGAACUAGAGGAUUCGGGGGAUAGAAGUGUAGAAAUUAGGCUUUCCGCGGUCGCAUUUUUAG
Trematosphaeria pertusa is the source of this 1794-nucleotide messenger RNA. RefSeq names its product amidase signature enzyme. The record is from RefSeq and is a predicted model, not a curated record. The coding region runs from base 1 to 1740 and encodes 579 amino acids. Lineage: Eukaryota; Fungi; Ascomycota; Dothideomycetes; Pleosporales; Trematosphaeriaceae. The transcript is spliced from 3 exons. Gene Ontology annotation, molecular function: catalytic activity.